Messenger RNA from Metschnikowia bicuspidata var. bicuspidata NRRL YB-4993, 549 nucleotides. RefSeq lists its product as uncharacterized. The record is from RefSeq and is a predicted model, not a curated record. Gene Ontology annotation, cellular component: membrane. The transcript has 2 exons. Lineage: Eukaryota; Fungi; Ascomycota; Pichiomycetes; Serinales; Metschnikowiaceae. Gene Ontology annotation, biological process: mitochondrial respiratory chain complex I assembly. The coding region runs from base 1 to 549 and encodes 182 amino acids.
AUGGACCAUAUGGCUUCCAAAUACCCGCUAUGGAAGCGUGUGCUUCAUAAGUUCCAGGCGCGGAGAGAUAUCCCGUUUCGUAAGAAGUUUUUCGUCGGCUACGACCUCCAUGGAAACACGUACUGGGAGUUCACAAUAGAUGGAAACAUGCACCGUCUCCGUAGAAAGUUGGAGCCUUUCCAGGAAUCGCCUUUCAAAUCUGACUACUUCGAGACCGUGCCUCCACAAUGGCUUCAGUGGCUCCGCCGGACAAAAAGAGAUGCCCCCACUUUGCAAGAACUCAUGGACGACCAGCUCAGGCAACAGCGGAUCAAGAUUUUGGCAAUGCACGCCGACCAGAAAUGGACGAUGGAAAAGCAACGUUUGGAGCAAGAACAGGCGUUCAAGCUCCAGGCUGAGUUGGACAAGGUGAAACAGGAAAAUGCUUCCUUCGAACUCCGGCAGAAGGAGACUAUUGAGAAAAGCGAUACAGCCGAUCCUUGGGCCGAGUCCGAGGCGAGAGCCAAGGAAAACCCAAUCGAGUCUGCGGUUUUGAAACCAAGAAAGUGA